AUGAUGAUAUUCAUCGGACUCUUAUUCCUUUUAAUUCAUUCAAUAAAUAGUCAACAAUUAUAUGAAUGUGAUUUUGAUUAUGAACAAAAAUGUCUUUUGGGUCUUCCAUCAAUUUCAUUUAUUUUAUUAAAUGAAACAAGUGAUGAACCACAACAACCAGUAUCAGAUGUUUCUGCAAUAAAAACAUCAAAUGAUAUAGGAGAAUGUUUUUUUCCUUUUCAAUAUAAUUUAUUUGAUAUGUUUUUUUGUGAAAAAACUGAUCCGAAUUUACCAUCAACUUGUCCAACAUUGAAUGCAAAUGGUCCAAGAAUUAAUUGUACUGAAGGUGAAUAUGGAUAUGAAAAAUUUGAAAUAGGACAAAUUGGAUCACGUUCAUAUAAACUUGAUUUAACUUCUGAUUUAUCAUAUGGUGAACAUUGUAUUCGAUUUUAUUAUUAUUUAUCUAAUAAUUAUUCAAAUGGAUCAAUAAAUGUUAUUGUUGAAGAUAGUCAAUCGAAUCAAAAUCAAACAGUAGUUAUUGCUUAUUUGCGUCUGGAAAAUCGAUGGCAUGAAAUAAGAGAAAAUUUUUAUAUCGAAAAUGAAAAUCCAACAAUAUAUUUUUUAUUUACACGAGAAUCUUCAUUAGAUUUCGAUCCAUUUUACCUAGCAAUUGAUGAUAUAACUAUUAUCGAUAUUGAAUGCGAACCUAUUAUUACUACAACAAUAAGUACAAGUCAACAUAGUACAUCAACAACAACAACAAGAGAAACUAGUAUAACAAUAACAACAUCAACGAUUUUAUCAUCAACAACAACUAUUAUUUCAACUAAUAGAUCAACAUCAUCACCAUUAACUAGUUCAUCAACAAUUAAAACAACACCAACUUCUUCAACUCCAAUGACAACAACGAGAUCAACAACUUUAGUUAAUGCAAUUAAUUCAACAAAUUCUUCAACGACAUCAUAUUAUACAACAACUAUUACUCAAACAUUAACUACUUAUACAUCUCAUGGACAAACUUUAUCAUCAAAUCAAAGUAAAUAA
Rotaria sp. Silwood1 is the source of this 1023-nucleotide messenger RNA. The record is from the annotation of a GenBank genome assembly. Lineage: Eukaryota; Metazoa; Rotifera; Eurotatoria; Philodinida; Philodinidae.